This is a messenger RNA of Amoebophrya sp. A120, 5455 nucleotides long. The record is from the annotation of a GenBank genome assembly. NCBI's taxonomy places the organism in Eukaryota, Dinophyceae, Syndiniales, Amoebophryaceae.
CCCCUUUUUUGUAAACAAAAUCACAAUCAUUAUUUGCCUACCCUUCCCUACGUAUACAUGAGUUUGCUACUUGUUUUUGACCCGCCGCCUUGUCGCCUUUGCUUUACUCGUCUCCCCUGAAGACGACCACUCGUCAUGAUGAAAGUAAAUUUCAGAAACGAUUUUGUCGCGUUGGACUGUCUUCGGCUUUCCGGAGAAGUGAUCACGUACAUUGUUGACCCGGAACUGAUCCAGACCGUCCAGGAUUUCAAGGUCUACCUGAAUUACCUCGAAGGCAUCCCCGUGUCCCUGAUCUCCGUGUUUCAUGUCAAAACGGCCACAGCCGGAGGAGAUGAAUUAUCUGGCUCUAAGGUUGGGAGUUCUUCUUCCAGGAGACCGUCGAAAGAAAGCAACGCUGUCGGUCCUCCAGGAGUAAAUUUCCAAGCGAGCGAAAGCGGUUCGGCGUUCGAAGAGGAGGACCAAGCUGCAGGCGAUGCCACGAAUCCACUUCAGACUUGCUCGAAAUCCACCGCAGGAGGAAAUGGUGCGGCUUUGACGGAGGAGCUUCUAGAAGACAGCAUUCUGCUCUCUGAGCUGACGCUGAAUUCGCAAUUAACGUCGCAGCAGCAUCCGGGGUCUAGUACAACAAGUUCUUCCGACAGCUGUGUAAUUCUGGUCACACCACGAAACAUCAAGGCUAACGCUAACGCAUCUUCUUCGCAGCAAGCCCUCGCGGCCGAACUUCACUCCCGAGUCCAGCUCCGACUCAUUAUCAACGGGGUUGCGUUUCCGAAGGAAGUUAACUCCGAUUUUUCCUUCCUCAACCAACUGGGUUUGGAGAAGUGCCGGCAGUGGGUUUUCUUGGAGGCUUUCAAGGACUGCCAUAUGAAAUGCAAAUAUGUCUGGGUCUGGAAGAUUCUUACAUUUGUCAUGUAUGUCUGACAUGACUCGAGAAUCAAUCUGUGAUGCAUGGGCACGAAAAGACUCUCCUAUCUGUCAUGCAAAAACGCAGCUUCUCAUGCGGAACACGCAACACAUAGCAGCUCAAAAAUUUGUCAUGCUGGGCUGCGUAUUGCAGUCCGGCUAUCAUCCACUUUUUGCAUCACAAGUUUCCAGACCCAGACAUGUUUGCAUUUGAUAUGCCAGUUGUACGAGCAGUUGAAGGACAAAUCCGCGUUUUUCUGCCGGGUCUGCAAACAGCACCGGGAGGCGGGGAACGUGAUCCUAGCGCUGGCGGAGUCUCCGAAAUUGAUCGAGUUUUUGGAUUUCCGAACCGAGAUGCCCGUGCUGAACGCGGAGGUCAUGCCGGGGUAUUACUACGUGGAGCAGGGCUGUACUGCUAAUAUUUUUUGCACUGGGGAAGAACAAGGAAGGAACGUUAAAGGUAGAAGCACCAGCGUAAUUGCCAUGAACGCGACCAACAGGAACCCGAAGGACCCUGCGGGGGUGCACGAUACAGCUGAACACGACAGCACUGAGGAAGUAGUAGACCAUCCAGCAGCAGCCACUGCUGCUGCUGCUGCAGAAAAUAAGCCAGUACAACAUCAACAGCAAGCGAGUAGAAAGACCACUCGCCGCGGGUUGACCACCGGUGAUCUCAUCCACAAUCGGACCAGUGAUGUUGGAGAAGGUGAGAACCAAACACCGGAACAGGCCCUGUAUUCUGUUCUGGAACAACUCCGGUUCCAGAACAGCGGGAUGAUGCAGCGGGAUUUCCUGCCAGCCACGGCGAGCAAACGACCAUUAAUCGUCGGUGCGGAUUCGUCCUUUGAGCAUCUGGUUCAGGCUGCGCGGAAGCCGAAUAACAGUGGCGGGUCGUCUGCAUCUACUACUAAUUCGCCGGUGAGUAGAACUGCAGCUCUACUUUCGCCGGACGACCCGAAUUGGACUAAGGAGACGCUGAAAGACAGUGAUGUAGAAGCUGUUUUGGAAUUGGAGGAUGAGAAAAAUGGUAUUCACGAUGAUGCAGGACGAGGAGGUCGUGCUCUCCCCGGAGGGGUCGGGGAAGCACGAACCAUCGGACGCGAGAUCAGAGGGGUAAGGCCGGCCCAAGACGAGGCCGAGCCAGAGACAUACAACCUCCCGCAAGUUACCGACCGCUCUCCCUGCGCAGUAACUGGGUACUGCCCCCUUUUGCACAGCAGGUCCGCGAUUUUGGGAAACACCGACCCGGAGAUAGUACUGGAACAGGAGCGCGCAAGUCUUCUACACCAGGAGAGCGCCUCCAGGAGCGACUUCUCUAAUGAGCGCGGAGCAGCACAAGCACGACUACAAGAAGAAAACCUAGAAACCCAGCCGGGUUGUACAACUGCUGCAAAGGCAUCAGAUGACGUUGAUGCUGUAGUUUCAUCGGCGCACGAUACUGCCACGGAGGACGAUGAUGUGCUUGAUGUCCCAGCGGGACGAGAAGAAGAGCCUAGAACAAAUGCAGGGGUCCCUAGAGGACCGCCGGCGCAUCAACAGCCGGAGGGUGAACAGGUGAAUCCGAAUACCGGGUCGGAGACAGAGGUUUAUGACCCGCACGUGUAUUCCUACUACACGUUUCUCUACGAUAGAGAGCGAUCGUCAGCUGGGUCACAAGAUUUUUCAAACAAAAACCAUGCUGGAACGGAAGUACAAGACGACUUCAAGCUGAACGGUGACGCAGCACAGGAUCAUUUUCAACGAAACGGGAAUGUUGACGCUCUACUUCCUGAGGAUUUCGGCAAAGGAAAGACCGGCGGCUUAUGCUUACCCUCCACUUCGCGUUCGCAACAAGCGCUCCAACAUCUGCCGAGAAACGACCACUCGUUUUGCCUCAGCGAAGCUGAAGACCGGAAUGCGCCGGCCUCGGGUAAAUCUUCCGCGACCUUCUGUCCGAUUGCGUCGCAUUCCCUACUUUACACCAUCUUCAACGAAGCCGAAAACGCAUUUUUUAGCUCGGUGAAGGAGCAGUCCAUGCCCUCCAACUACAAGAGCGGUACAGCAACAACGCAACAUGCCCUGAAAAGGACGCAGAGCUCGGAAUCCUGUUUGAAACGGAAAACGACUGCAGUCUCGAGCGAUAAGCAGCCGGCAAGAUUGCCCGAUGCUGAGAAAAACAGCCAUUUUUCUCACGACGUACUGCAACACUCAGGGGGCACGACUUCUAGCAGUGAUGCAAAGACGGCAAGAGAAGGCGAACUCCCCUGGGGGUACAACACCGGGUAUCAUGUGUCUUCUCCUUCGCAGUGGCACCGUCCUACUACCCUCUCCCCGGCCGGCCUGGGACCAUCGAACUACAGAGUUGUUGUAGAUGAACACUCGACCUACCGCUCGCCCAAUUUUGGGGGGAUUUUCCGCCGGAGGAAAAGGAUGAACCGGAUGAGCUCCGCGACCGACAAGCAACUUCUGUACCAAAAAGCGAUCGCCAUGUACUAUGAGGAGCAGCAGCACGCCAGUGGGAGCUCCGCAUCCAGGCUUUUCUGCGACCCCGAGCUGCUUUAUUACCAGUCGGAGCCAGAGGACCUGGAAACAAAGUCCUACGACUUUCACCCCGUUUCGCGGGAUCACCAUCACAUGCUCUUCCGCCAUCAAGGCGGGUUUGGGAAAAAGACGGCAUCAGGUGGGGUCGUACAACUGAACAAUCAGGGCGGGAGUGCUACAACAACACCGGCAGGAGGACAUCUUCAUACCGGAAAUAAAUCGAGUGUAUUUCAUCUUUCGGCACCAUCGUCGACGAAAAAACCGGUUUCCAAGUCAACGCACGUUGUGGAGUUGCUUCGAGAGGAGCACAGUUCGUUUUCCCCUUCGGACGAUGAAGACAAGCAGUUAGACGCGGACAUUCAAGUCCAGAAAGUGCUAGAAUUGGGCAUAAGACAACACAAUCAACAUCAUCUUCAUCACAAGAAAGUGAAAGAGGAUGCACAGGUGGAGCACAAUUCAUUUUCGAAAAAACUGACGGCAGCAAUGGAGGCACAGAAGAGCCCGAAAAUUUUCAGCCGGACAGAAUUUGAACUUGAAAAUAACGGAGAAAAUCAUCCAACAGCGGACUCUUACAGCGUCACUGUCUUCCAGCACGAAGAAAAAGUUGAAAAUAUUUGUCACCCGACCAGUAGUUCCGCAAUACACUUACACGCCGAGAUCAUGUCAGCAGACCGAAGGGAAGUAGAGGCCGCGCAAGAAAUGAAUUACCUUGGAGAACAAGAAACUACAACAAGUCAGCCCCCGAAUACAACAGCAACUACCGAGAUUUACCACGGUCCCAUGACGCUGUCCGAGUACCUGAAUUACAUCAAUAGCACGUCCGGGGAAGAUGACACCAGUCCUUCGGGAUCCGACCCGACCACCGCCUGUCCGCUGACCAGCAGUGAACAGCAGAGCUCGCUGGGCAAUCUCAGUCCCAGAAGCACAGUCUCUCCUGUCCUCGGGGGUGGGGCGGCAGCAGCAGCAUCUUCCGUGGCAGCGGUCACAGGAGCAGGUGCAAGUACAACUAGCUGGACUUCUAACAAUAUCCUCUCUCCUACAUUAUCACCAGGAGCUUCUCCGUCCUUGUCCACACGAAUGGCUUUAGUGGAAGACGAAAUCUCCGCCGCAUUCGAAAACCGCACGCUGUCCACGCCAGCGAGAACAAGUCAUGUCGAUAGCAACAAGUUCGACACAAGUAGCUCGCACAGAGACCACCAUAGUACUCAUUUUGCGGGAACAUUAAACACCAACCACGACAGCUUCGAGCAAACCCUGCAGCAACGGACGCAACUGCUCUUUGAGCACAGCACGCGAUCCAGCAAUACAACUGCAAAUCCGUCCCUACAACAACACAGUAGCACGAAGUACAAGCUCCACUACGACAUGCUGAACUACGUGGAUGACACGGGAAGAACCCCUUUAGCCUGGCUCCUCGUCUGGAAACACGAGCAGGCGGCGACCAGCGUAAUCCGGAGGGCGGACUUUGUCAACGUAAACACGAAAGACAAGUGGGGCGGGAUGCUGUUAACGCUCGCCGUGCCGCAAAACCGGCUGUUUUUGGAGAUUGCGCGGAGGAGAGCAAAGGAUCUGUACCUGCAGUCGAUCGAAGACGUCUUGCAAAGCGGAUUGCCGGCGUUCCGACUGGCGGUGAAAUUAGGACUGGCGGAGAAGCGGGAGCACAUUCUGAAAUCGCAAGAAAAAAUUUUGUCCUUUCUCUGCGACCGGAAGCGGGCGCGGGAGGAGAUGGCGAAGUUGGAAUGAAGGAAAGAUGUUGACAAUUUUGAAUUUUCAUUUUGGAGCUAAGUACUCUGUUUUGAAUCGUUUUCGUUUUGACGUGUGCGUUUUGAGUUUGAUAUGAGGACGAAAAGAAAAGGAUCUUGCCUUUCUAGAUAUGAUAAUCUUCUUGUCCUAGUGUGAAAAUAAGAACAGUCUGGUCGUGCCUCGCCAGGCCGCCGAAUUAGUUCGUGUGUUACAUAGAAGCGCUUUCAAGGUGAACUUCAUUUAUCGAAAAUAAGAAAGCUCCUGAUCUGUCUCUGUGUCAUUCUCAUUC